AUGUUAACAUCUGAAAUCGGUCUUCUGUUUCCAACGUUAUACGUUGUCGAAGGCUUCGUUAUUAUUGCCUUCAAUUUGUCACUUCUGCUUUUCCUUCUAUUGGAACGAAAAUUUCGUCAUCAAAAACAGUAUCAAAUAUUAGCCGGAUGUGUCACAUUUGAUUUUCUAUUCGGCUGUGCCUAUUUCAGCACUGGUGUUUACCGAUACAAUCUGAAAUUCACCAAUGAAUAUGUGCCGUUGGUAUCACGAUUCUAUUGUUUGAAUAAAGUUCAUGAUUUAUUAAUUCUAUUCAUCACUCCAGAAGCUGGCAUCAUCUCAUUGUUUGUGGCGUUGGAUCGCGCCGUAUCGGUCUUCUAUCCCAUAAAGUACUUGAAACUACCACCGCAUUACCCUCUUGUGUUGUUCGUAACAUCGUUUUCGGCAAUCAUUCCCGCAUAUGUGACCAGUUAUAUGGCGGUGAUUCCGUCGAGAUAUGAGCGCAAUCAGUCUGGAAUGUGUUUCCUCAAAGAUACGCUUCCGGAUAAUUGCUAUGCAAUAUUACGUUGGAUACGGAUAGUGACAAGUAUUUUGGCUAUUGCAGUCUACAUACCAAUUGCAUGCAAGAUCAGAAAGGUACGUCUCUGA
Anisakis simplex (herring worm) is the source of this 624-nucleotide messenger RNA. Lineage: Eukaryota; Metazoa; Nematoda; Chromadorea; Rhabditida; Anisakidae. The record is from the annotation of a GenBank genome assembly.